Phymastichus coffea is the source of this 1350-nucleotide messenger RNA. RefSeq lists its product as uncharacterized. The transcript has a single exon. The coding region runs from base 1 to 1350 and encodes 449 amino acids. Lineage: Eukaryota; Metazoa; Arthropoda; Insecta; Hymenoptera; Eulophidae. The record is from RefSeq and is a predicted model, not a curated record.
AUGGCACUAGUAUUCUCCAUAGAUCUCCCUUCCACUGUUCACUCUAUUGAUCCUGCCGUCUCAUAUCGCCACAUGUACAAGAAAACUAAAUGGAACCUCUUCACAAAAAAAACCAAUAACGAAUUUGCUCCAUUCAUUCCUACCGACCGCAAUCUCACCAAUACAGAAAUUUUAGACCACAUAAACAAACUUAACUCUUUUAUUGCCUCUUCCAUUGAAAAAUACGUUCCAAAAUUUAAACCAGAUGAUAAUGUACUCAACUACAUUAAUCUAAGGAUUAAAAAACUACAUAAAAAAAAAUCUUUCCUCAUCUCACCUCUAAACCGUACCCGCCGCCAAAACCCUAAUCCCUAUGUUAUCAGUACAUUAAAUAACCUCAUCAAUAUUGUGAAUGUCAAACUUAAAGCAGAAUUCAAGUCUUCUUACGAGAAAUACUGGGAUUCCCAGAUACGCGCAAUUGAUCACCGUAAUGUAGAAUCGUUCUUUCCUAAAAUCAAUAGAUUUUUUCGCCCAAAAGGUGAGAUGAAAAUUGACUUUUUCGAAAUAGACAAUACAGAACUUCAUCUCUUGGCUCGCGCUGGUUGCAAUAUAAAUACCCUUCCAAAAGUUAAUAAAAAUCUCCUAGUUGAGUCUCCAUCCGAUAUCCUCAAUGUCAUAGGUGCUUACUAUGAACAAGUCAACUCACCCCGAAUCAUAAAUGCCGACCUCCCAUUCAAGGAUGAAGUUGAGAAAGUGGUCAAUGAACUUGUCAAAACCUUUGAAAACAACCAUUCUUCUGGCUCACAUAUCACUGAAUUCUCCGAUAACAAUCCAGCAACUGGUCCCAGACCUAUUGAUAACAGCAUCUUUUUUACUUCGGUUGAUCUUUCUACACGGAUCUUUAGAUCACUCCCUAAUAAAACCUCUUCUGGCCUGGACAAUAUCCCUCCCAUAGUUCUUAAACACUUGCCACCUUGUAUCAUCCGAGAAUACACCACUAUCUUCAACAACUGCUUGAAUAAUAGAUUUUUCCCUGAUCCUUGGAAACGUGCAAAGAUUCUCCCAAUCCUAAAGAAAGGUAAACCAGCCUCCAAAGUAUCCAGCUAUCGUCCCAUCAGUCUAACACCUGCCGUCAGUAAGGUUUAUGAAGCUGUGAUAAGCUUCACCCUUCGAAAACACACAUACUCCAACAACAUUAUACCCGAUAACCAAUUUGGCUUUCGAACACAGCAUUCCACUACUCACGCGAUCCAUAAAAUAACAACAGACACAAACUCCCAUCUACACAAAGGUGAUGUCGUCAGCGCCUGUUUAGUUGACCUAGAAAAAGCGUUCGACUCGGUGUGGUUUCCUAUACAUUCUUCAUACUAA